Molecule: messenger RNA, 1472 nt
Organism: Erigeron canadensis
Lineage: Eukaryota; Viridiplantae; Streptophyta; Magnoliopsida; Asterales; Asteraceae
Product: alkylated DNA repair protein ALKBH8 homolog
Exons: 8
Coding region: 156-1157 (333 amino acids)
Biological process (GO): oxidative demethylation
Molecular function (GO): RNA binding; oxidoreductase activity; demethylase activity
Source: RefSeq, a predicted model, not a curated record
CCAAUUGCAAUUCCAAACAUCAGAAGUGUAGAACAAAAAAAAACCUUAAAUCCUGCGUAAAGCCCAGAAAGAAAGAAUCAAAGAAAUUACUACUGUGACAAUUUUAAGGAGUUCUUUUCAUUUUUAAGAUAUACAUUGCCGUAGAAAAUAGAUAAAUGGGUUUGCCGAAAUUUACUCGCCCGAAAGAUGAAGUAAAAAGUUGUAAUCUUUAUGUAGCUAAUUGUGGUCCGGGUGUUGGACUUAGUUUAGAUUCUAUUGCCUCAGCGUUUAGCUUGUUUGGAACAGUUAAAGGAGUGUAUCCUGCAGACAAUAGUGGUUGUCGUGUUAUUGUUUCGUACAAUGACGAGAGUUCUGCGCAAGCAGCACUUAUGGCAUUGGACAGGAAACCGUGCCCUGAUCUUGGAGGUCGGUCUUUGCAUAUUCGUUAUUCAGUGCAACGGUCAAUGGGUCAGGUGAAUACUACUGAUUCAGUUCAGGUAUCUUUGGAAGCAUCAGAACUGAAUAUUCCGGGUAUCUACUUGAUCCAUGACUUUGUUUCAGCUCAAGAAGAGGAGCAACUGCUUGCUGCGGUUGAUGUGAGGCUUUGGCAUAGUCUUGCAAAGAGAAGGGUUCAACACUACGGUUAUGAAUUUUGCUAUGAUAUAAGAAAUGUCAACACACAACAGCAACUGGGUGAACUUCCAUCAUUUGUUUCCUGUGUACUUGAAAAAAUCCCUGUGUUUAAGAAGCGUGAUGAUGCUGCUGAUGUAUCGUUAGACCAGCUGACCGUUAAUGAAUACCCAGCAGGUGUAGGGCUAUCACCGCAUAUAGAUACCCAUUCAGCAUUCGAAGGCUCAAUUUACAGCCUUUCAUUAUCGGGACCUUGCAUUAUGGAGUUUCGACGGUACUCAGACAUGGAUGGUGAUAAAGAUUCAGAAAGUUGUGAUAAAAGCUCAAGUUUUAUAAGGAAAGCCAUUUAUCUUCCACCUCGAUCAAUGCUCUUGCUUUCUGGAGAAGGAAGAUAUGCUUGGCAACAUUAUAUUCCACACCAUAAGAUUGAUAUGGUGAAGGACACCGUGAUUAGAAGGGGUUCAAGAAGAGUAUCGUUCACAUUUCGCAAGGUCAGAAAAGGACAAUGUGAAUGCGAUUACCCUCAAUUCUGUGAUUCUCAAAGAUAAAAGUAAAGCAGAUGACGGGUUCUUAUUCAAGCAGAUCAUUGGGUGAACGAUCAAAACAAAUUGAGCUUUGUGCACACGGUCUUCGCUUUAUAUCAUAGAGAAUCUUGUGUUGACAUUACUUGGCUGCUAGCAUCAGCACAUGGGCUCUAAAUGAGCCUAGGUUUUGUAAAACGAAUUAUACAAGCAUCGAAAAUGAAAACGAUGCAUCAAUGCCAAUUUUGGUGCAAACUGUUUUGUUAUCUAGAUGCAUCGAGUUUAACUUCAUUAAGUUUGGAUUUGAUUACAUAUACAAGCUCUAAACAUAUAGCAACUCAA